Messenger RNA from Dermacentor andersoni, 5139 nucleotides. Its product is annotated as glycine dehydrogenase (decarboxylating), mitochondrial. NCBI's taxonomy places the organism in Eukaryota, Metazoa, Arthropoda, Arachnida, Ixodida, Ixodidae. Gene Ontology annotation, cellular component: mitochondrion; glycine cleavage complex. Gene Ontology annotation, molecular function: glycine dehydrogenase (decarboxylating) activity; glycine binding; pyridoxal phosphate binding. Gene Ontology annotation, biological process: glycine decarboxylation via glycine cleavage system. The record is from RefSeq and is a predicted model, not a curated record.
UAGAAGAUACCUGAUUGGCUUUGCUGGAGUGUGACGCUUCUGUUGGUUGCACGUUUGACUCUCAAGAAGCAUAUCCCACUAUGACUGGUUAGUCGGCAGCACGUGGUAUUCGCGGCUAGGUAGGUCCUGCACGUUGCUCGAUCAUUCCUCGAUUUCGACGCCGCUACAUUACGAGCCCGCAGGAAUCGCAGGAGACCCUUUGGCUGCGGUACUUUCGUUCACCGUCGGCCGUUGCUGAGGCUUCGCGAAUUUCGUAGCCCCCGGUCGUGCGGCCGUUUCGUAUACCCCGUGCCGUCGGCACCGCUUCCCGCUCGGGUUGUCUGCUCCCGCGCGUCAUCUGCCGCUCGGGCCUGCUCGCUGUCGCCCGCGCUGAUUAGCGGCCGCCCGUCUUAUCGCGCGCCUCGCAUCGUCGUCCGUUGUUGUCGACGCCGACGUGUCCAGCCGUCGAUCGGGCAGCGUGCGUCGAGCGGAAGACGCCGACGACCUUCCUCGCCUCGAAGCCCUUGCGACCGCGGCCCCUUACGCACGAAGGCGUCGAAUAUGCAGCGGUUACCCAGGAUUUCGGCGUCGUGCGCGCUAGGCCUGCUGGCCCGACGACGCGAGCUUGGCGAGGCGGCAGGCCGUCUGCUGCUGCGACGGGCCAAGUCGUCGACGCCGGCGCUCGAACGUCUGCUGCCGAUUCACGACGACUUCUGCAGCCGGCACCUGGGACCUAGGACUAAGGACCAGAAGGCGAUGCUGGACUACCUGGGACUCAAGAACAUCGCUGAGCUGAUCGACAAGACGGUCCCUUCCGGCAUCCGACUCAACAGGGAGAUGAAGAUAGACCCGCCUCUGCGCGAGGAGGAGCUCCUCGAGCGCGCCCGCGAGCUGGCCUCCCAGAACGCCAUGUGGCGCUCGUACAUCGGCAUGGGCUACUACGGCUGCCUGCCCCCGGCCACCAUAGUGCGCAACGUGUUUGAGAACCCCGGCUGGACGACGCAGUACACGCCGUACCAGGCCGAGAUCGCGCAGGGUCGCCUCGAGAACCUGCUCAACUACCAGACCAUGGUGGCCGACCUCACGGGCCUGGACCUGGCCAAUGCGUCGCUGCUCGACGAGGGCACCGCCGCCGCCGAGGCGAUGGGACUCUGCACCAGGUUCACCAAGAAGAAGACGAUGCUCAUCUCCGACAAAGUGCACCCGCAGACUCUCGCUGUGGUCCAGACGCGAGCAGACGCCCUGGAAAUCGACGUAGUGGUGUCGGACAUCGCGCAGAUGGACUUCUCCCGAGGCGACGUGUGUGGUGUCCUCUUCCAGUACCCGGACACCGAGGGAUCCAUUGAGAACUUCGAAGGCCUUAUCAAGGCCUGCCACGACGCCAAGGCGCUGGCAGUGUGCGCCACGGACCUGCUGGCGCUCACGGUGAUGCGUCCCCCGGGAGAGCUGGGCGCCGACAUCGCCAUCGGCACCAGCCAGCGCCUCGGGGUGCCGCUCAACUACGGCGGACCGCACGCCGGAUUCUUCGCCGUGCGCAGCUCGCUCACGAGGCUCAUGCCCGGCAGGGUUGUCGGCGUCACCAGGGACGCGACCGGCGGCCGCGCCUACCGGCUGGCGCUGCAGACGCGCGAGCAGCACAUCCGCCGAGACAAGGCCACCAGCAACAUCUGCACGGCGCAGGCGCUGCUCGCCAACAUGUCCGCCCUGUACGCCAUCUAUCACGGACCACAGGGACUGCGCGACAUCGCCACCAGGGUGCACAACGCCACGCUGCUUCUCGCCAGAGGAGCCGCAAGCGCUGGCCAUCACUUGGUCCACCCGAGGUUUUUCGACACCCUCAAGAUAAAGCCGGCGAACUCCCAAGAGGCUGUCAAGAAACGAGCGACUGAGAAAGAAGUCAAUCUCCGGUAUUUCGUCGAUGGCACGGUUGGCGUUUCGUUGGACGAAACCGUGACAGAGAAGGACCUGGACGACCUCCUCUGGAUCUUCGAGAGUAAAAAGACGGCGGCGCAACUGGCCAGCGACGUGCCCGAGCAGCCCACCGACAGCCUGCUGUUCAGCGAGCACAAGAGGACCUCCCAAUUUCUCACGCAUCCUGUCUUCAACACGUACCACUCCGAGACGCAGAUCGUGCGGUUCAUGAAGCAGCUCGAGAACAAGGACAUCUCGCUCGUGCACUCCAUGAUACCUCUGGGUUCUUGCACCAUGAAACUCAACAGCACCGUAGAAAUGAUGCCGUGCUCUAUGCCGGAGUUCGCCAACAUCCACCCGUUCGUGCCGCUGGAACAGGCCAGGGGCUACCUCCGGCUGUUCGAGGAGCUCGAGCAGGACCUGUGCGAAAUAACGGGCUACGACAAGGUGUCCCUGCAGCCCAACAGCGGUGCGCAGGGCGAGUACGCCGGCCUGAGGGCGAUCUCAUCGUACUUCUCCUCUAAAGGAGAGAAGCACAGGAAGGUUUGCCUGAUCCCGAUGUCUGCGCACGGCACGAACCCGGCGAGCGCUCACAUGGCCGGCAUGUCCGUCGACCCGGUGAACAUCAAGAAGGACGGCAGCGUGGACGUAGCACAUCUCAAGGCCAAGCUGGACCAACACGGAGAAAAGGUGGCCUGCAUCAUGAUCACAUACCCGUCCACAAACGGAAUCUACGAGGAGACAAUCUGCGACGUGUGCGACCUGGUGCACGCGACCGGUGCCCAGGUGUACCUGGACGGUGCCAACAUGAACGCCCAGGUGGGCAUCUGCAGACCGGGCGACUACGGCUCGGACGUGUCCCACCUGAACCUGCACAAGACCUUCUGCAUACCCCACGGCGGUGGAGGACCCGGCAUGGGGCCCAUCGGAGUGAAGGCCCACCUGGCGCCGUUCCUGCCCUCGCACCCGGUGGUGGACCCGUGGUCCCUGGGCGGCGGCGGCCAGAGCUCGUUCGGCGUCGUGUGCGCCGCCCCGUGGGGCUCGUCGGCCAUCCUGCCCAUCUCGUGGGCCUACAUCAAGAUGAUGGGCUCGCAGGGGCUGCGGCGGGCCACCGAAGUGGCCAUGCUCAACGCGAACUACAUGCGCAAGCGGCUCGAGGACCACUACAAGGUGCUCUACCUCGGAAAGAACGGCUUCGUGGCGCACGAGUUCAUCCUGGACAUGCGGGACUUCAAGAAGACCACCGGCGUCGAGGCCAUGGACAUCGCCAAGAGGCUGCAGGACUACGGUUUCCACGCCCCGACGGUGUCGUUUCCCGUCAGCGGAUGCCUGAUGGUGGAACCCACGGAGUCGGAAGACAAGCAGGAGCUCGACCGGUUCUGCGACGCCAUGAUCUCAAUUAGGCAAGAAAUCCAGGACAUCGAGAACGGCAAGUUUGACAUGAAGGCCAACCCACUCAAGAUGGCGCCACAUCCCCAGAAGGUGGUCAUCAGCUCGAAGUGGGACCUUCCCUACACCAGGGAACAGGCGGCAUUUCCGGCGAAGUUCGUGACGCCGGAGACGAAAAUAUGGCCGACUGUGGGUCGCAUCGACGACAUCUACGGGGACACCAACCUCAUGUGCAGCUGCCCGCCCAUGGAGACGUACGAGGCGCUCUAGACGUCCAACGAGCUCGCGUCUUCAACUCGGUGUCGUACGCGACCCGUCCGGGACGUCAUCCUUGACCGGAAGUGGUGCGCUUGCGUCGCCUGGUGCGAGCCGGAGACUCGUGCCUGGGUGGCGGUUGGCCCCGCAAGGCAUCCCGGCAGCGAACUUGCGUCCAAAGUGGUUCUCGGAACAGUGUGGUGCUCGCGGGCCGUUGACGUUGCGGGUUCGAGCAGCGAGCUUACGGACCUGACGGGCGUUUGUCUCCGUGCACUCCCUGAGAAAAACGGACGUCAUUCUGUUUUUUUUUUGUUUCUUUUGUGUACAGUGGCUUUUUGCUCUCAAACGGGAAGAAGGCGCGCUUGAUCGCGCCUUCUAGGUUGACUCUGCACCACGCCUCUCGACAUGUUGUUCCGGACGCUGUGCAAAUUUUCCACUAUUGUCGAAUGCCGCUCUGGACCAAUCGUAUAGACGACGUAGCUGCCCCCGCAAGCCAAUCGGAGCACGCAAGAUGGCGAAUUUGACGAUGCGGCGUGAUAUGACGGUGUCUGUAACAGUGCCUCCGUACGUUCCGAAUUUGUUCACUUGCCUAUUGACAAGAAGUAAGGCGUCGCGUUAGAGGAUAUCGCGAACAGACCUCAACUAACAUUACGAAAACGCUCUGCAAGGCGUAGCGCACAAUCAGUAAGGCAUUUGUUGAAGGGUUGUCAUCUAGUUGCAAGUAGCGUCUGUUUCACGUCGCCAUCUUGACUGCGAAGGGUGGCAGUUUGGCCUAGUCGGUACACCAUAGUCUAACAAGAGUGAAAAACUCAAAAGAAGACAGGUUGACAAGAAAGUGCUUGUCCUUGUUCCUUGUCGUCCUGCGUUCCUUUGCGCUUUUACUUCUGGUUGCGAGUUGCUGAGAAACCUUGCACGUCGUUCGAACUACGACUCGCGCCCUGUCUAAUCUCUGCACCCGCGUGAAACGUUCGACGAGCUGCAACGCGUCAUUCGUGCGCCGAUUAACGACUGUUGGUUUUUGCGCACAGCACGUGAUGCAACUUGCUUGCACGAUUCAUUAACGACAUAUAGCAUGCUUUGUAGCUUCCUUAUGGCUUACAAAUUGACGCUGAGUUACGUGUUCGCGUAAGCGGCAUUAAAAAAAAAGUAUAAGGCACCCUUUCUUAAUGCACUAACACCUCAAUUCGUUGUUUUCCCGUCUUCCACCUGUCACUAUUCCGGUCGCUUUCCAUUCUUUCACUGUGCUUCAGCGUUGACAAGCUAUACAUUAGGCCUCCUGUCAUGGUGUGAUGCCGCAAGGACUUCAUCGCUGUUACCAGAAUGUUUUCUACGACUCUGUCCACGAUGCUUCCUGAUAUACAAAACUGCAUUCCUGAGUGAUGCGUCUUUUGCUGUGAGCGACGUGCAAGGUGAUUAUCAAAUAGCCGUUGUUUCGUUUUGGCGUGAACGGAGUUCAUUAGGCCAGCAGGCGGAAUCAAGUCAGUCCGCCCAUUACUCUCUCCCGACUGUUGUUCUUCGACAGGUUUCCAUGCCGCCAUGUGCGCAUACUUUGUAAAUUAUAUUGUUUACUGUAAAGGAAGUUUCCUAAAGGACGUCACAGAUGUG